AUGGCGCAGAUUGCUAGGAUACGGGCGGGCCCGGCCGUGCUGCGACGAGUUGCUGGCUGUGGCGACUAUCUGCGACAACCGUCAAUAAGCGCAUUACGGACAAGAAGCAUUGCGACGAAUGCUGCGACCCAGGAGCCGAAUGUCGAGUUCCCAGCGGGUAUCCCACCGGUUGCGGUACCGUUAAGAUCGGAGGUUGAUGACAGGAGGAAAGCGAUCAAGAAUGCGAAGCCCUUCUCCGACUUCUUGACCGACACAUUCAAUAGGCAACAUGACUAUCUCCGGAUCAGUAUCACGGAGCGAUGCAAUCUGCGGUGUCUGUACUGCAUGCCAGAAGAGGGCAUACCACUAUCUCCGUCGGCCAACAUGCUCACUACACCCGAGAUCUUCUACCUCUCCUCACUAUUCGUAUCGCAGGGCGUCACCAAGAUACGCCUUACUGGCGGCGAACCCACCGUCCGUCGCGAUAUUGUUCCGCUCAUGCAGCAGAUCGGCAGUCUGCGCCCGAAAGGCCUACGCGAACUCGCCCUCACAACCAACGGCAUAUCACUACAUCGAAAACUCGACGCAAUGGUGGAGGCUGGGCUGACUGGCGUCAACCUCAGUCUGGACACGCUAGACCCAUUCCAAUUCCAGAUCAUGACCCGGCGGAAAGGCUUCGAUGCUGUCAUAAAGUCGAUUGAUCGCAUACUGGAGAUGAACAAGCUAGGCGCGAACGUCAAGCUCAAGGUCAACUGCGUAGUCAUGCGGGGAUUGAACGAGCGCGAAAUCAUACCCUUUGUCGAGAUGGGCCGCGAGAAGGACAUCGAAGUACGCUUCAUCGAGUACAUGCCUUUUGGUGGGAACAAGUGGAGCGAGAACAAGAUGAUCAGCUUCCAGGAAAUGCUGGAUAUCAUCAGGACAAAAUACCCAGGACUCAGGCCGGUACCAGGACACAAAAAUGACACGAGCAAGACGUACGAAGUGCCAGGCUUCGUUGGCAAAGUCGGCUUCAUCACGAGCAUGACAAACGACUUUUGCGGGACGUGCAACCGGCUGCGGAUAACGAGCGACGGUAACCUGAAAGUCUGUUUACACGGCAACGCGGAGGUAUCUUUGCGUGACGUACUGCGACAGGGUAACAAUGGCGAGCCUAUCGACCAGGAAGCAUUCGAGCGCAUCAAGCAGAUCGAGAUGGACCGACACGAAGGCCGCUUGAGCGACGAAACCAUUCUUGGCUGGGGUCAACGUGAGCGCGAACUCCUUGACGUUGUCGGUGCAGCCGUUAAACGCAAAGCGGAAAAGCACGCCGACUUGAAUGACCUCGCCAACAUGGAGAAUCGGCCCAUGAUCUUAAUUGAUGACAAGCCUCUAUCGAGCCUGGAUUCGCAGUGGCCUGCGUUGCGAAGAAGGCCUUUCAACAAUUCCAAUUCCCUCCUGGCUCGAUCUUACACACACAACUCACCACUGCCCUACCUGCACACCAUGUCUCAUACAAUUGGAGCCCCUAUUAGGGCCUUCUCUACCUCGCCUGUGUCCGCUGCUAAGAAGCUAUAUCAGUUGAAACAACUGCAGGAGGCUAGGAAGAUUUUGAAAGCCGCUCAGACUACAGAAACCGAAGGAACGGCGUCAGACCCCAACAACAUGCAAGACUUCUUAGAAGAAGUUAGAAUACCACAAGAAAGUGACCGAGUGCUGGGACGCAUUGAGGCAAAGAUUCAUGAGUUACAAGGGCGCAUUGCCAAAGUCGUCGACCAGAUCCCUAAAGCUCCAACAGCGCAGCCCCCUAAACAUGUUUCGGAUGCUCUUAAUGCUUCCAACCACACAGUGACUACCAGACGAGGGGAAUGGCGCAAGCGAAAACAAGCUCAACGGAUCGAAGAGGAAACCUUUGCGGCGAAUAGAACCGAUCAGCUGAAUGAGCUAGGAAAGCUGUUGACAGAGUAUAAAACCCAAGUCGCUGCUGUUAAAGAACAAGCGCAGAAACAAGCUGAGCUGAGGGAGCGGAAAGAGGAGGCUUUGGCUAAGAAAAGGGUGUUAUUGAAACAGUUGAACGAGUAUGAAGAAACUGAACGGAGGGCUAAGAUGAUUGGAAGAACCACAGAAAAAGAAAAGGGGAGGGAUGGCUAUGACCUCGGCGAUAUAUUAGAUGAUGCUCUGCGCAGAGUUGGGAAAAUCAAGAAGGAACCUAGACCAUCUCCUAACGAAGUGAGGCAGAAAGACGUACCUGCCUCGACCAAAGUCAUGAGACAGGCUGGAUUAGGCGCUGUUUCAGUUCUGGGUCUGCACAGGUCAGAACGAAGCUCUGAUGGAGAAGCACUUGCAGAUCCGAUCAUGGAUGAGGGCCGAGUCGCUAUGGCUCCUGUUCAGAAACAGGAGACGUUGGGCAUACCAAGCAAAAAGCUUGGCCUCAAUGUUCCCCCAUCCGGCUUUAUACCUAUUGAUGAAGACCUCGUUGUCACUUUCCAUGCUCCCGUCCCCCAACUCCAGCAACAACUCUCCGCCCUACGGGACCGACUCAAGUCCUCCUAUCCACGCAUCGAUACCCUACCCUACGAUGUCUGUACCUCCAACAAUGAACGUACGUUGCAAACAUGGUUGAAGAUCUUGGUCAGUAGAUGGCAAGCGAGGUUUGAUGAUGUCGAUUAUACGGGCCAAUUAGAGAAAGGGGUCGUGGACGAGAAGUUGAAGGCGGUACUGGAUCAGAUGGUGAAGGAUCACGACCUUACUAAUGAUGCGGCAGAGAGGAUGGCGAUGAGAUGGCAUGAAGUGUUCGAGAAGAGGUAUGCUUUGGAUGGUGAUGCGGAAGGAAAGUUGGAUUGGGAGGAGAUGGAAGCUCAGGGGAUGGGGUUUUUGGCUGAUGAAGCUGGUUCCGAGCCGCUGCAGCAUGGGAAGCCCGAGACGAUGAGAGGAGAGUCGAUUGGCUCGACGAUGUCUGAAUUUGGGUCUCGCAGAAUGUACUCGACCUCCUCCCGUCGCACUUCCCUAUUCUCGCCCUCGUCCGAAUCCAAAGCACGCUCAGUCGAUAAGGUAGACGAGAAGGACAAACCACACCAACCACAACCACAACCCUUACAACCCCCUUCAUCCUCCAAACCGCAACCCGCGAAUCCCCAACCGCACCUCCCCCACCUCACCUCCUCCGGCUCCGCACACAUGGUCAGUGUCUCAGACAAGCAACACACGACCCGCACCGCCAUCGCUGUAGGAACCGUGUACUUCACCAACCCCACUCCCCUCCAGUUAGUCCGCUCCAACAGCCUAAAAAAGGGCGAUGUACUGGGUACGUCACGCAUAGCAGGAAUCAUGGCGGCCAAAAAAUGUCCCGAGAUAAUCCCCUUAUGCCACCCGAUCGCCCUGACGCACGUCGGCGUCGAAUUACGUGCUUUCGGGCCUAAACACGUUGAUCCCUCACCGGAAUGCUUACCAUCUACACCUGCCUCUCAACAUUCUAUCGACCCUGGCUACGGCGGUAUCCAGAUCGAAGCAAAGGUCCAAUGCACGGGUCCUACAGGCGUCGAGAUGGAGGCCUUGACGGCGGUCAUGGGUGCGGCACUUAGUGUGGUGGAUAUGUAUUGGGUCAAGAACCAACAGGAAUGGCCGGCAAACAUCGAGAAGCGCCAGAAGAAAGAGCAGAAGAAAAAGGAUGAGCAGCAGCGUGACGGCGUAAAGGACCAAGACGGAGGUGACGGCACCUUGGAUGAAGAGCAAUGGAAGCGAGGCCAAGGUGACGGCGACAAGCAUCACGAUGCAUACGCCAGAGGUGCAGAGGGCUCCGGUUACUCCAGCGAUGAAGCCAAUAAGGACCAGAAGAGUGGAUACGAGAAGCUUCGAGAACGAUACUCCGUGCAAGAGAUUGCCUUGCUUCGAAGCCUACAACACGAGAAAGAUUACAUACAGAACCUCGAGCAAAACGAUGGAAAGCGCAAAAGCCCCCAGACAAGGAACCGCAGCACCAUCUCUAUCGAUGAAGCUGACCAGUUCUCCCCCGACAAUUGGCUACCACGUUCUUCGGAUUUGAUUCGUUUGACGGGUAAGCAUCCGAUGAAUGCAGAGGCCAACCUGUCGCAUCUCUACGAUGCAGGCCUGAUUACGCCUAACGAGCUGCACUAUGUACGCAAUCAUGGCGCUGUUCCAAGGCUGCUUUGGGAGUUUCACGAGUUGGAUGUCGAACGCGGUAAGCUCGUACUGUCUAUGGACAACCUCAAGAACAAUUUCGAUUCCAUCAACAUUCCGGUAGCUUUGGCGUGCGACGGUAACCGUCGGAAAGAGCUCAACAUGAUUAAGAAGUCUAAAGGAUUCAAUUGGGGUAGCGCGGCAGUCAGUUGCGCAUACUGGAAAGGACCACUGGUGAAAGACGUGUUGCUGAAGGCUGGCUUACCGGCAAGAAUGCCAGAAGGCAAACGCUACUGGGUCAACUUCGAGGGCGCGGAUGAGCUGAGUGAGGGAAAGUAUGCUACAUGCAUACCAUUCGACUAUGUGAUGGAUGCAACGAACGACGUUAUCCUCGCAUACGAAAUGAAUGACGUCCCACUCCCACCUGAUCACGGAUACCCGGUGCGACUAAUGAUACCGGGAUACGUUGGUGGCCGCUGCGUCAAGUGGCUGAAGCGUAUUUGGAUAUCAGAGAAGGAGAAUGACUCGCAUUACCAUAUCUGGGACAACCGUGUCCUACCAUCUUUCGUUACGGAGAAGGAUGGCGAGUUUGCAGAGACGUUGUUUCGUCAUCCCGAUACGGCGUGUAAUGAACAAAAUUUGAACUCUGUCAUUGUGAAGCCUGCGCAAGGUGAGAAGAUAUUGCUUUCAGAGGCUAAGAAGGGAAAUACAUACCGUAUUGAAGGCUACGCGUACGACGGUGGGGGUCAUGAAGUCCAGAGAGUCGAAGUGUCUCUUGACGAUGGAAAAACAUGGCUUUAUUGCAUUCGAAAGUUCCCGGACGCGCCUAUUCGCCACGGCAACAAGUUCUGGACGUGGCUGCACUGGCAGGUCGAUAUCGAGAUCACGCACUUACUCCGAGCCAAGAGCAUUACAGUGCGGUGUUUCAAUGUCUUCAAGAACACACAACCGAAGGAUCCGAAUUGGAAUGUCAUGGGCAUGAUGAACAACUGCUGGUACGUUGUUCGACCUGAAAUCGUACAAGGAGACGACACCGAUACUCCCUCGAUCCUCUUCUGUCACCCGGUCGAGCCAAGCACGGCAGAUGGCGGAUGGAUGAAGCCGAGUGUUGAAAACCAGAUGGCGGCUAUCAAGCAGUCGGCCGGUACACCACAGAAGCAAUUUACGCGGCAGGAGAUCGAGAAGCAUGAUAAAGAGGACGAUUGCUGGAUUGUGAUCGAUGGGAAAGUGUACGAUGCGACAAGCGUGCUGGGCUGGCAUCCGGGAGGCAAAGCGGCAGUACUAGGCCAUGCUGGUAAGGUGCAUGCAGAAACUAGCAGUGAAUUCGAAAGCGUACACGACGGGUAUGCAUACAAAAAACUCAAUGAAUGUGCGAUUGGUGUGGUGACGGACAAGGCUGCCGCUUUCAUCAAGAAGAACGCCGAAGCAGCCGCAAAAGAGCAAUCGCAAACAUCCUCUCAAGGUCAACAAGGCAAGAUCGUCUUACAAAGACACCGAUGGGUACCAGUGAAACUCGUCGACCGUAAACCCAUCUCGGAAGAUACACGCACAUACAUUUUCCAACUUCCAGAAAACACGCCCGAUUUGGGUCUCGCAACAUGUCAGCAUGUACAACUAGGCUACCACCUCCAAGAUAAAAUGCUCAUCCGAUCAUACACGCCUACUAAGCCAAUUCUUCCUGAUGUACCGAAGCAGCACAACAACAACAACAACAAAACCGACAACGAUAGCGUUGCAGACGGCAGCGGCACCUUCGAACUCACCGUCAAAACCUACUUCCCCUCUGACUCUCAGCCUGGUGGUGCAAUGUCCAAUAUCCUCGACUGCGUGCCCCUCGGCGAGGAGAUUGAGAUACGUGGCCCUACCGGCGAGAUUAUAUACAACGGCAACGGUUCCUUCAGUAUCUCGGGUAAGGAAUACACGUUCAAGAAGAUCAACCUCGUUCUCGGUGGAAGUGGUAUUACGCCCGGUUACUCCCUUGUCGCACGCGCGAUGCUCUCUGACGAUGAUGUUACGCAGAUUCGCAUCGUGGAUGCGAAUAAGUCUGAGAAGGAUAUCUUACUCCACGAAAAGCUCGAUGAGUUUGAGAAGAAGAGUGGAGGUAGGCUGAAGACCACACAUAUUCUCAGUCAUCCAAGCGAUGAUUGGAAGGGGAAGAAGGGACACGUUGAUGCAGGGUUGAUCCAAGAAGCGCUUUUUGCGCCGGAAGAAGGGACGGGUGUUUUCCUUUGUGGACCGCCGGGUAUGAUUCAGAAGGCCGCGUUGCCAGCACUGAAGGAUUGGGGGUUCAAGGAGGGAGAAAACGUGUUUGGGUUUUAG
Messenger RNA from Alternaria atra, 6411 nucleotides. RefSeq lists its product as uncharacterized. The record is from RefSeq and is a predicted model, not a curated record. The transcript has 5 exons. Bases 1 to 6411 code for a protein of 2136 amino acids. Gene Ontology annotation, biological process: Mo-molybdopterin cofactor biosynthetic process. NCBI's taxonomy places the organism in Eukaryota, Fungi, Ascomycota, Dothideomycetes, Pleosporales, Pleosporaceae. Gene Ontology annotation, molecular function: cyclic pyranopterin monophosphate synthase activity; 4 iron, 4 sulfur cluster binding; molybdenum ion binding.